CCACCUCACCAACCACCACUCGUACAGCGAAUCUAUCCAAGAUGGCUCCCAAGCAACAGCGCAUCCAAGUCGGAAAGGCCGAAGUCCGCCGCCCAGCACAGAAAGGCUACCUCAGCUCUACCUACCAAACAUUGACUUCGCCCGAGAACGCCAGCGUGGUUAGGAGCAUUGCAGUCUUUGGUGUCGCAGUUGCUUUUUUCUCGAGUUCAUGGAGCGAAUUCUUGUUGCCUCCUUUGUAAAGGAGCAUUAGUCUUAUGCGGCAUGGACUGGAUACGGAGGAAGGGAUGGCAGAUGUGCGAUCAUAAUCAAUAUUGGGAGGGAAGCUGUAUGAUAGUGAAAGAAAAGCCCGUCUUCAGGAACGACUGGAAUGAGAUGUUGACGGAAGUGUACAAAAUCGGCGGCCUCGGACGGAUGCAUCACAGGCGUUUACGUAUAUCAAUGGAUGGAUCUCAGCUUCUCACAAAAUUGCAGACUUUCUGUGGUUAAAUAACUCUUCAUAAAUUCAUUCGUGAGGAGAAUGGUGUACCUCCCAAUCAAUGAUCGUAUACAUGCAGUCAAUAGGCUGCUGAAUAUGUUACAC
Molecule: messenger RNA, 580 nt
Organism: Mollisia scopiformis
Lineage: Eukaryota; Fungi; Ascomycota; Leotiomycetes; Helotiales; Mollisiaceae
Exons: 2
Coding region: 42-239 (65 amino acids)
Source: RefSeq, a predicted model, not a curated record